Lucilia sericata (common green bottle fly) is the source of this 1384-nucleotide messenger RNA. RefSeq names its product ADP-ribosylation factor 6. Lineage: Eukaryota; Metazoa; Arthropoda; Insecta; Diptera; Calliphoridae. Gene Ontology annotation, molecular function: GTPase activity; GTP binding. The record is from RefSeq and is a predicted model, not a curated record. Gene Ontology annotation, biological process: intracellular protein transport; vesicle-mediated transport. The transcript has 5 exons. Bases 488 to 1015 code for a protein of 175 amino acids. Gene Ontology annotation, cellular component: cytoplasm.
CACUCGGUUAUAAAAGUUCAUUGUAUAGCAUCAUUGUUAUUCCUCUGCCUUCGAUUAAAAUAAAAAAUUCAUCUUCGUUCUGAUUGAGAAAUGAGUAAUUUUGUUUUAUAACAUUCGAGUUUUUCGCUUUUUCUGUGGAUAUAUGAAAUGAAGUUUGCCAAAAAGCCACAAUUAAUUAAAGUUUAAUAAUAGAAAAACGCAAUAAUAGUGAAAAAACGGUUGAUAGAUAUUAAGGAAAAUAGAAAAAAAAAAAUCGAAAAGACAAAUAAAAGAAGAGAAGUAAACCUAUGCAUGACUGCAGUGAAUUCCAAGUAAAAAAAAGUGUGGCAGCGGCUGUGAGGAAACGUAGAAGAAAUCUAAAUUGUUGUGGCGGCGGUGUGUGUGACGUGUAAAUCCAAGUGUUUGCCAAGGUUUGCAUUACAACUGAUGAUGUUGAUGAUAAAUUUUUUCAAUUGAACUCCAUUGAUGCAUCAUUGUCGUUGUCGAAAUGGGGAAACUACUUUCAAAAAUUUUUGGUAACAAAGAAAUGCGCAUUUUAAUGUUGGGACUGGAUGCAGCAGGCAAAACAACAAUUUUAUACAAAUUAAAAUUAGGUCAAUCUGUAACAACAAUACCCACUGUGGGGUUCAAUGUAGAAACAGUCACCUAUAAAAAUGUCAAAUUCAAUGUCUGGGAUGUUGGUGGACAAGAUAAGAUAAGGCCAUUAUGGCGGCAUUAUUAUACCGGCACACAAGGUCUAAUAUUUGUAGUGGAUUGUGCAGAUCGGGAUCGUAUUGACGAGGCUCGGACAGAACUACAUCGAAUUAUAAAUGAUAGAGAAAUGAGAGAUGCCAUUAUAUUAAUAUUUGCUAAUAAACAAGAUUUAGCGGAUGCAAUGAAACCUCAUGAGAUUCAAGAAAAAUUAGGCUUAACUAGAAUACGAGAUCGCAACUGGUAUGUGCAACCUUCCUGUGCAACAACUGGUGAUGGCUUAUAUGAAGGCCUUACGUGGCUUACCUCCAAUCAUAAGUUAUGAGAAUAAUUUAAUUGAAACUCAAAAAUAAACAAAACAAAAUAUAUAUUAACCCCCGAUAAAAAAAUCACACAACAAUAUUUAUUGUAUGCAAAUUUUAUUUGAAUUUAAACAAAAGGAGAAAUUCUUGAAAGAAAAAUACAUCUUAACAGAAAAUACAAAAAAGAAAAUCAAAUCUUAAUUAUUAUUUAACAAAAUUCAAGUAAAACAAUUUAGUGAAAACAAAAUAAAAUUAAUAAAUUUAUAAUAAUCCAACACGAAAGAAACAAAGGAAUUCUAAAAAUACCACAAACAUGUUUUUUUAGCAUUUAAGAUAUAUUUGUAAAAUAUUAUUAAAAAAAAAAAAAAACAAAACAAAACGAAAUCACUUAC